AGCGCAGUGACUUCGCUGUGUGUCAGCGCAGUCGCCUCAUCCGCAAUUGCUGUCAAGGCUUAGCGAAAGUGUUGUUUACAUUCUUCGUUUAUUAAGUUUGAUAACAUAAUGGCUGUGUAUCAUGGUGAUACAAGAACCGAUUGGCCUAUGCUGUUUGCUGAAUUAAAACAGUACCAUGACGAAGCGUAUCGUGUGAUUGACACUGCUAUAAAACUGGAAGAGGAAAGAAAAAACAGAGAGGCAGUUGAAAGGUAUGAACAAGGUCUAAUCUUAAUAGAUAGAGCACUAAGUAUUCAGCUCGACUGUCCGCAGAAUCCAGACUUUUCUUGGGAAAAAGCAUGCAUGAUGAUGCAAAAAAUGAGGAAGACCAGGAAAGAAGUCUUGCACCGGAUUAGUGAUGCACAGGUCAGUGCAGCAGGGAGUGCAUCAUCUCAGCAGGCACCACCUUCUUAUGAAGAGGCAAUGUCGGCACCCAGUUCACCCGUUCCAGAGCCAUCUCAGAUUCAGACAUAUGAGGAUUUGGGAAAAGCCCUGCAGAGGUUAAAGCCUGAUAGCAGUAAGCUGUGUGAUGAGAUGCAUGGGGAGCUACUGUUCACAGUGGAUGGAGUUAGAAUUUACUUUAUCUCACCUGAUGGUUCUGUCACAUCUCCAUCAGACCCUGCAUCACUACAGAUUGUACAUGUGAAAGAUGCAGAAGGAGAGGUGCCAAGUUAUUACUUGCAGCUCGGCACAUGGAUUUAUCCAUUAAUACCUGGUGUUUCGCCAUGCUUUCGUACACAAUACGGGGCUUUGAUACUACCUGACUUGCAUUCUGAUGUUCCUGGUGCAGCUGUUGGACUGAUCCUACCUGAGAAUGCAGAUGAUUCAUUGCUUGAGCUCUUGGAUGACAUCCUACAAGGUGUCAUGCGCCAGGAGGCACCCCAGGCACUGCCUCGCAUGGCGAGAGCAGCACCAGCUCUGCCACCUGCACCAUAUAGCUAUAGUCAGAGAAUCUCAGGCGCUCUCAUCUCAGGUGCCAAGUAUGUGUCAAAUGGAUUAGUGUGGGGAGCAAGUAAGGCAGCAAACUUGAUAACACAGCGUGGGACACCUGCUCUGGUAUCACAUAUUCAGCCUGUAGCACAGCCACGACCAGUUAGUCCUAGCAUGACAAGGGGUGUCCAAUUUGCCAAAGAUGUUUCUGGAAAAGCUGUGCAGUUUACGGGAUUUGUAGCUAGCAAAGUCGGAACUGCAACUGUGGCUCUUGGAAGGUACCUUGCACCACAUGUUCGUGAACAAGGAACGAAGUUACUGACAAAAGUGUCUGGGUCAGGAGAGGAAGAAGCCAAGGCACGUAUGGAGGGAGUGCUGGAAGUGGCAGCUGGCGCAGUGCAAGGGAUUGGCACUGUGUAUGAAGGACUAGAACGUUCUGCAUCCAUAUUAGGCAGCAGCCUUGCUAACUCCACAGUGACAAUUGUGAAACACAGAUAUGGCAACUCUGCUGGUCAGGUCACAGGUGAAGCUCUGGAUGCUGUUGGAAAUGUCUGGGUAGCUGGUCGUGAUAUCAGACAUCUUUCACCUAAAGGGCUUGCAAAGGCAACAGCUAUUGGCGCCAGUAAAGGUGUUGUGGAAGCCACUGGGCAUUUGCCAGGACCAUCAAGUAAAGAGGAAUGAUUACUCUUCGGUAGUCUUCAAAUAAGUCAGUUAUUAUCAGAGAAUCAAAGACAUGCUGCUUACAAUUUGGCUUUCCUUCAUGUUGAAUGAUUUAAAAUUACUUUUUUCUUGGUUCACUUGAAGUGACUGCAAGGCAUUAAUAAUUUUGUAAUGGUGGACUUACUGUUGACAUUCUAUAGUUGUUGUUAUCAGACUUUACAGUGCACAGUUUGAUAAAUCUGCCUUGUAUGUACAUUUGUAUUGUUAUACUUUGAUUAUAAUAACUUUGUGAUUGACAUUAAGCAAGACAGUCGGCAAGGGCUGAGGUGUCAGUAAACUACAGUUCUUUCUAUGGUUCCACAUGCUCACUGUUUAGUAGGUAACUACAGAAUCCUGAUAAGUGAUCCAGAUUAUAUGAUGUGGAAGAGGGAGGAAUAGCAGGAAUAGCUGGCCAUUGAUAUCUGUCAAUCACUUAAGUCACUUUAUUGAAGCUGAACUGACGGCAAGGGGGGGGGGGGGUGUUAUAAAUUUCAUUCACUGAUAUUUCAUAAUUAUUUGAACUGUUUUCUCACACUGGAGUUAUAUUACGUUGUGGGUGGUCUUUAAACUGGUGUUGUACUAAGAAAUAUAAGGCACCUAAGCUAUGAUAAAUUACUUCUAAAUAUACACAGGUAAUAAAUUUCUAGGAUAUGGUCAGGGAAAUUACAUAAAUUUUUAGUAUUCCUUGUUUAAUAAGCACCGAGGAAAGAAGAGGUGCUGUUACUAUAUUUUUUCAAGUGGCAAAUUUCUAUGCUGUUCCUCCUCAUCGUUGUUUGAAUGUUCACUGUAUUGAGAAGAAACUGAAAGCAUUAAGUUGUGUUAAUUAUGAAAACUUUUUCCAGCUGUAUGUGAAAGGAAAGGCAGUGCACGGUAAUCCACCUUCUUUUUAUUUCUCAAUAUGUACUGCAAUUAUUACAGUGUGAUAGUAGCUAAUCUGUAAUAUUUUUACACCCUGUAGCUAUUUCAAUUCUCUUUAUUAUGCAGAAAAUAGUUUCUGU
Molecule: messenger RNA, 2666 nt
Organism: Schistocerca piceifrons (Central American locust)
Lineage: Eukaryota; Metazoa; Arthropoda; Insecta; Orthoptera; Acrididae
Product: protein spartin
Exons: 8
Coding region: 109-1650 (513 amino acids)
Biological process (GO): negative regulation of BMP signaling pathway; cell division
Cellular component (GO): plasma membrane
Source: RefSeq, a predicted model, not a curated record